AUGGUGCCUAACUCAAACCAGACCAUGCCGUCAGCUAAGGAGGAUACGUGGGCGUUCCAGCCGAUCGGAGCUCCAUUCCCGGAUCAUCCAAUACGUGUUCCACAGCAACAGAAUAUGUACGUAGCAUUAUGGUACAAAUAUGGAAAACCUAUACAUGGCCGAGCGUGGAACAACAACGGAGGCGUCGAAUGUUCGUUUCCGUACAAAAAAUUUGAAUUGAAAACGAAGACUGAGUUAGAAGGACAUAUCCAAAUCCUCACCUAUAAAGGGAACUUCAAGACACUUGGAUAUUGGUACGAAUGGUUACCGUUGAAGUCGCGAUUUGACGACACCACCGAUCGGGAACUGGUUCGAUGCGGUCAAUCGACUCCAAUUCUAAUACCUUGCAAGGAUGGUCAACUACGCCUUGGAUACCUCGAUUUGAGCACUGAAAUAGCAAUGGUGUCGUAUGACAAGAAAGUGGAAGAGUUGUCCGGAGGCCCAACACAAAAUUGUCUUGGAUUGUUUCGGAACUACAAGGAACCACCGCUAAAAAUCGUUGAAGAUGAUCAAUGGGAUGAUCUCAAGUGGGGAGAUGUGUUCCCCAAAAACGCUGAACCGGCAUUAAAACGUGAGCUCAAAACUGAAGCAAAGAGGCCAAAAUACCAAUAUGUCGCGCUAUGGUAUAAACACGGUGAGCCAGUAUUCGGCCUAGCUUAUCCUGGCCCCGACGGGAAGCUCAAAGCAAGUUUCGGAGCGAAGAAUCAAGAGAAUAACGGACCAGAAAUUGGAUCAUUGCAACUUUUAACACUACCUGAUCCUAGCUGUAUGGGACUUGAGUAUAAAUGGAUGACAUUGGCCGAUGGAAGAAAGGAUGAGGCGAAAAAAUGGGAACCAGUUCACGUCGGUACUGCAGCACCAUGUGUUUGUGUGGAUGAAAAAGGUUAUGAAACUGUCGGCACCAUUAAUAUUUCGAAUGAAAUUGCAUCAAUAGGAUGGGAAGGGAAGCAGAAAAUGUUCACUGGUUCAAAACCGCUAAAUUUUAUGGUUCUGCAUCAUAGAAAAAUCCACUAG
Molecule: messenger RNA, 1053 nt
Organism: Necator americanus (New World hookworm)
Lineage: Eukaryota; Metazoa; Nematoda; Chromadorea; Rhabditida; Ancylostomatidae
Exons: 7
Coding region: 1-1053 (350 amino acids)
Source: RefSeq, a predicted model, not a curated record